AUGGCACAGGCACUGCUGGUACCCCCAGGACCUGAAAGCUUCCGCCUUUUUACUAGAGAAUCUCUUGCUGCUAUCGAAAAACGUGCUGCAGAAGAGAAAGCCAAGAAGCCCAAAAAAGAACAAGACAAUGAUGAUGAGAACAAACCAAAGCCCAACAGUGACUUGGAAGCUGGAAAGAACCUUCCAUUUAUUUAUGGAGACAUUCCUCCAGAGAUGGUGUCGGAGCCCCUGGAAGACCUGGACCCCUACUAUAUCAACAAGAAAACUUUUAUAGUAUUGAAUAAAGGGAAGGCAAUUUUCCGAUUCAGUGCCACCUCUGCCUUGUAUAUUUUAACUCCACUAAACCCUGUUAGGAAAAUUGCUAUUAAGAUUUUAGUACACUCUUUAUUCAGCAUGCUUAUCAUGUGCACUAUAUUGACCAACUGUGUAUUUAUGACCUUGAGUAACCCUCCAGAUUGGACGAAGAAUGUCGAAUACACAUUUACUGGAAUUUAUACCUUUGAGUCACUGAUAAAAAUCUUGGCAAGAGGAUUUUGCUUAGAAGAUUUUACAUUCCUUCGGGAUCCAUGGAACUGGCUGGAUUUCAGUGUCAUUGUGAUGGCAUAUGUGACAGAGUUUGUGGACCUGGGCAAUGUCUCAGCGUUGAGAACAUUCAGAGUUCUCCGAGCACUGAAAACUAUUUCAGUCAUUCCAGGUUUAAAGACCAUCGUGGGGGCGCUGAUCCAGUCGGUGAAGAAGCUCUCUGAUGUCAUGAUCCUGACUGUGUUCUGUCUGAGCGUGUUUGCUUUAAUUGGGUUGCAGCUGUUCAUGGGCAACCUGCGGAAUAAAUGUUUGCAAUGGCCCCCUAGCAAUGCUGCUUUUGAAACCAACACCACUACCUAUUUUAAUGGCACAAUGGAUUCGAAUGGGACAUUUAUUAAUGUAACAAUGAGCACAUUUAAUUGGAAGGAUUACAUUGGAGAUGACAGUCACUUCUAUGUUUUGGAUGGACAAAAAGAUCCUUUACUGUGUGGAAAUGGCUCAGAUGCAGGCCAGUGUCCAGAAGGGUACAUCUGUGUGAAGGCUGGUCGAAAUCCCAACUAUGGCUACACAAGCUUUGAUACUUUCAGCUGGGCUUUCUUAUCUCUAUUUCGACUCAUGACUCAGGACUUCUGGGAGAAUCUUUACCAGUUGACGUUACGCGCUGCUGGGAAAACCUACAUGAUAUUCUUUGUCCUCGUCAUUUUCUUGGGAUCCUUUUACCUGGUGAAUUUGAUCCUGGCUGUGGUGGCCAUGGCCUACGAGGAACAGAAUCAGGCCACGCUGGAAGAGGCUGAGCAGAAAGAGGCCGAAUUCCAACAGAUGCUCGAACAGUUGAAAAAGCAGCAGGAAGAAGCCCAGGUACAAGCAGUUGCGGCCGCAUCUGCCGCUUCAAGAGAUUUCAGUGGGAUCGGCGGGUUAGGAGAGCUCUUGGAAAGUUCUUCCGAAGCCUCCAAGUUAAGCUCCAAAAGCGCCAAGGAGUGGAGGAACCGGAGGAAGAAAAGAAGGCAGAGGGACCACGCCGAAGGGAGCAACAGAGGAGAGAGAGACAGGGUCCCCAAGUCGGAGUCAGAAGACAGCGUCAAAAGGAGAAGCUUCCUUUUCUCCAUGGAUGGAAACCGACUGAGCAGCGACAAGAAGUUCUGCUCGCCUCAUCAGUCUCUGCUAAGCAUCCGCGGCUCCCUGUUUUCCCCAAGACGCAAUAGCAAGACAAGCAUUUUCAGCUUCCGAGGACGCGCCAAGGAUGUGGGGUCUGAGAAUGAUUUUGCUGAUGAUGAGCACAGCACCUUCGAGGACAGCGAGAGCAGGAGAGACUCACUGUUUGUGCCGCCCAGACACGGAGAGCGACGCAACAGUAACGUUAGUCAGGCCAGUAUGUCAUCCAGGAUGGUGCCAGGGCUUCCAGCCAAUGGGAAGAUGCACAGCACUGUGGAUUGCAAUGGUGUGGUUUCCUUGGGCACCACCACUGAAACAGAAGUCAGAAAGAGAAGGCUAAGCUCUUACCAGAUUUCAAUGGAAAUGCUGGAAGAUUCCUCGGGCAGGCAAAGAGCCAUGAGCAUAGCCAGCAUCCUGACCAACACGAUGGAGGAACUUGAAGAAUCUAGACAGAAAUGUCCCCCAUGCUGGUAUAGAUUUGCCAAUGUGUUUUUAAUCUGGGAUUGCUGUGAUGCAUGGUUGAAAGUAAAGCACCUUGUGAAUCUAAUCGUGAUGGACCCAUUUGUUGACCUGGCCAUCACUAUUUGCAUCGUCUUAAAUACCCUCUUCAUGGCUAUGGAGCACUACCCCAUGACCGAGCAGUUCAGUAGUGUAUUGACUGUAGGGAACCUGGUCUUCACUGGGAUUUUUACAGCAGAAAUGGUUCUCAAGAUUAUUGCUAUGGACCCCUAUUACUAUUUCCAAGAGGGCUGGAAUAUCUUUGAUGGAAUUAUUGUCAGCCUGAGCUUAAUGGAACUUGGCCUGGCAAAUGUGGAGGGAUUGUCUGUACUCCGAUCCUUCAGAUUGCUCCGAGUCUUCAAGUUGGCAAAAUCCUGGCCCACGCUGAACAUGCUGAUAAAGAUCAUUGGCAACUCCGUGGGGGCUCUGGGUAACCUCACCCUGGUGCUGGCCAUCAUCGUGUUCAUCUUUGCUGUGGUCGGCAUGCAGCUCUUUGGGAAGAGCUACAAGGAAUGUGUCUGCAAGAUUUCCAACGACUGUGAGCUCCCGCGCUGGCACAUGCACGACUUCUUCCACUCCUUCCUGAUCGUGUUCCGCGUGCUGUGUGGGGAGUGGAUAGAGACCAUGUGGGACUGCAUGGAGGUCGCUGGCCAAGCCAUGUGCCUUAUCGUUUUCAUGUUGGUCAUGGUGAUUGGAAACCUAGUGGUUCUGAACCUCUUUCUGGCCUUAUUGUUGAGCUCAUUUAGCUCAGACAACCUCGCUGCUACUGAUGAUGAUAAUGAAAUGAACAAUCUCCAGAUUGCUAUAGGAAGGAUGCAAAAGGGAAUCGAUUUUGUAAAGAGUAAGAUACGGGAGUGUUUUCGAAAAGCCUUUUUCAGAAAGCCAAAAGUUAUAGAAAUCCACGAAGGCAACAAAAUAGACAGCUGCAUGUCCAAUAACACUGCAAUUGAAAUAAGCAAAGAGCUUAAUUACCUGAAAGAUGGGAAUGGAACCACCAGUGGUGUGGGCACUGGAAGCAGUGUUGAAAAAUACGUCAUCGAUGAAAAUGACUAUAUGUCGUUCAUCAACAACCCCAGUCUAACUGUAACAGUGCCAAUUGCCGUUGGAGAGUCUGACUUUGAAAACUUAAACACAGAAGAGUUCAGCAGUGAGUCAGAAUUAGAAGAAAGCAAAGAGAAAUUAAAUGCAACUAGUUCAUCUGAAGGAAGCACAGUUGAUGUUGCUCCACCCCGGGAAGGAGAACAAGCUGAAACCGAACCCGAGGAAGACCUUAAGCCAGAAGCUUGUUUCACUGAAGGAUGUAUUAAAAAGUUCCCCUUUUGUCAAGUAAGUACAGAAGAAGGCAAAGGUAAAAUCUGGUGGAAUCUUCGGAAAACCUGCUACAGCAUUGUUGAGCACAACUGGUUUGAGACUUUCAUUGUUUUCAUGAUACUUCUCAGUAGCGGGGCUUUGGCUUUUGAAGACAUAUACAUUGAACAGAGAAAGACGAUUAAAACGAUGUUAGAAUAUGCUGACAAGGUCUUCACUUACAUCUUCAUUCUGGAAAUGCUUCUCAAGUGGGUGGCUUAUGGAUUCCAAACAUAUUUCACUAAUGCCUGGUGCUGGCUAGAUUUCUUGAUUGUUGAUGUGUCUUUGGUUAGCUUGGUGGCCAAUGCUCUUGGCUACUCAGAACUUGGUGCCAUCAAAUCCCUACGGACACUACGCGCUUUAAGACCCUUAAGAGCCUUGUCCCGGUUUGAAGGCAUGAGGGUGGUUGUGAAUGCCCUCGUCGGAGCGAUCCCCUCUAUCAUGAACGUGCUUCUGGUCUGUCUCAUCUUCUGGCUGAUCUUUAGCAUCAUGGGCGUGAAUCUGUUCGCCGGCAAGUUCUACCACUGUGUUAACAUGACGACUGGUAACAUGUUUGAAGUUAGUGAAGUCAACAAUCUGAGCGACUGUCAGGCCCUUGGCAAGCAAGCUCGCUGGAAAAACGUGAAAGUGAACUUCGAUAAUGUUGGUGCUGGAUAUCUUGCGUUGCUCCAAGUGGCCACAUUUAAAGGCUGGAUGGAUAUUAUGUAUGCAGCUGUUGAUUCACGAGAUGUUAAACUUCAGCCUGUAUAUGAAGAAAAUCUAUAUAUGUACUUAUACUUUGUCAUCUUUAUCAUCUUUGGAUCAUUCUUCACUCUAAAUCUAUUCAUUGGUGUCAUCAUAGACAACUUCAACCAGCAGAAAAAAAAGUUUGGAGGUCAAGAUAUUUUUAUGACAGAAGAACAGAAGAAGUACUACAAUGCAAUGAAGAAACUUGGAUCCAAGAAACCUCAGAAACCAAUACCUCGGCCUUCAAACAAAUUCCAAGGAAUGGUCUUUGAUUUCGUAACCAGACAAGUCUUUGACAUCAGCAUUAUGAUCCUUAUCUGCCUCAAUAUGGUCACCAUGAUGGUAGAAACAGACGACCAGAGCAAAUACAUGACCCUAGUCUUGUCCCGGAUCAACCUUGUGUUCAUUGUCCUGUUCACUGGCGAGUUUGUGCUGAAGCUCAUCUCGCUCCGAUACUACUACUUCACAAUAGGCUGGAACAUCUUUGACUUCGUGGUGGUGAUUCUCUCCAUAGUGGGGAUGUUUCUUGCCGAGAUGAUAGAGAAGUAUUUCGUGUCCCCUACCCUGUUCCGAGUUAUCCGCCUGGCCAGGAUUGGCCGAAUCCUCCGUCUGAUCAAAGGAGCGAAGGGGAUCCGCACACUGCUCUUUGCUUUGAUGAUGUCCCUUCCUGCUUUGUUUAACAUUGGCCUGCUGCUCUUCCUGGUCAUGUUCAUCUACGCCAUCUUUGGAAUGUCCAACUUUGCCUAUGUUAAAAAGGAAGCCGGAAUUGAUGACAUGUUCAACUUUGAGACCUUUGGCAACAGCAUGAUCUGCCUGUUCCAAAUCACCACCUCUGCCGGAUGGGAUGGAUUACUGGCACCUAUCCUCAACAGUGCACCUCCAGACUGUGACCCUGACACAAUCCACCCUGGAAGCUCAGUGAAGGGUGACUGUGGGAAUCCAUCUGUUGGGAUUUUCUUUUUUGUCAGUUACAUCAUCAUUUCCUUUCUGGUCGUGGUGAACAUGUACAUCGCUGUCAUCCUUGAGAACUUCAGUGUUGCCACUGAAGAAAGUGCAGAGCCCCUGAGUGAGGAUGACUUUGAGAUGUUCUAUGAGGUUUGGGAGAAGUUUGACCCUGAUGCAACCCAGUUCAUAGAGUUCUCCAAGCUCUCCGAUUUUGCAGCUGCCUUGGAUCCUCCUCUUCUCAUAGCAAAACCAAACAAAGUCCAGCUCAUUGCCAUGGACCUGCCCAUGGUCAGCGGAGACCGGAUCCACUGCCUGGACAUCUUAUUUGCCUUUACAAAGAGGGUUCUGGGUGAGAGUGGAGAGAUGGAUGCCCUGCGGAUACAGAUGGAAGACCGAUUCAUGGCAUCAAACCCAUCCAAAGUCUCCUAUGAGCCCAUUACAACUACUUUGAAACGCAAACAGGAGGAAGUGUCUGCUGCUAUCAUUCAGCGUAAUUUCAGAUGUUAUCUUUUAAAGCAAAGGUUAAAAAACAUAUCAAGUAAAUAUAACAAAGAGACAAUCAAAGGAAGGAUUGACUUAUCUAUAAAAGACGACAUGGUUAUUGACAAACUAAAUGGGAAUUCUACCCCAGAAAAAACAGAUGGAAGUUCCUCCACCACCUCCCCCCCUUCUUACGAUAGUGUAACAAAACCAGACAAGGAAAGGUUUGAAAAAGAAAAAGAAAGCAAAGGGAGAGAGGUCAAAGAAAAUCAAAAGUAAAAAGAAACAAAGAGAGAUCUUUGUAAUCAAUUGUUUACAGCCUAUGAAGGUACAUGUGUCACCUGGACUCCCAGAGGGCGUCCCUGCCAAACUGACUGUUUCAACAAAUACUCAUGGUCAGUGCCUAUACAAGACAGUGACCUCUCUGUCACUGAAACUCUGUGAAACA
Molecule: messenger RNA, 6118 nt
Organism: Octodon degus (degu)
Lineage: Eukaryota; Metazoa; Chordata; Mammalia; Rodentia; Octodontidae
Product: sodium channel protein type 3 subunit alpha
Exons: 26
Coding region: 1-5949 (1982 amino acids)
Biological process (GO): membrane depolarization during action potential; sodium ion transmembrane transport; neuronal action potential
Cellular component (GO): plasma membrane; axon; voltage-gated sodium channel complex
Molecular function (GO): protein binding; voltage-gated sodium channel activity
Source: RefSeq, a predicted model, not a curated record